Messenger RNA from Plasmodium malariae, 1464 nucleotides. Its product is annotated as PIR protein. Bases 1 to 1464 code for a protein of 487 amino acids. Lineage: Eukaryota; Apicomplexa; Aconoidasida; Haemosporida; Plasmodiidae. The record is from RefSeq and is a predicted model, not a curated record. The transcript is spliced from 3 exons.
AUGUCAAUUUCAGGCGAUAUCUCAUGGGAAAAUAUUUUAGUAGGAUCAUCUUCACAUCAUAUAUAUAAAGAACUCAAUAAUGAUGUUGAGGGAACGAGUUACAAUAAUUACUGUAGUGAAUUCAACAAUUCAAAAGAUAAUACUGACAAUGCAAAUUAUAAUCUCUGUAAAAAAAUUGCAAGAAAUGCAGAUAGAUUAUCUAAUUACUUUAAUACAAUUGAGUAUAUUACUCAGUGUGCACAUUAUAAAUACUGGACAUAUCUUAAUAUAAAAAAAAAUUUAGGAGAUAAUACAAAUGAUGAUAAAGCCAAACCUAUAACUGAAAAAUUCUUGCAAUCUCAAAAUAAAUUUAAAGAUAAUUUUAAUGCAUAUUAUUGUCAAUAUGACUUUAAGACUGAUAUUGUACAAAGAUUAAAUAAUAUGGUAGAAGAGAAAUAUUUAUAUGAUUAUUUUCAUAAUUAUGACAGUAUUAAAACAUCUGACACAUGUAAAGUUGUUACACCUGAUAAAUAUGAAAAUUACCUUAAAUAUAUUAUUACAUUAUAUAAUAAGCGUAAAGAGGAGGAUGAAUGUUGCUAUGGUUCAUUCUUGAUAGACUGCGAAGAUUAUUUUAAAUGCGAUGAAGAAUUUGAUCCUAACCAACUUCUGUCUACAUUAAAGUCUAACGAAAGUAAAAAGUGCGAUAACUUAAUAAAAGCUCAGAAACCUCCAACAUCAGGUAGUAUAACGCAUUGGGGCCAUUCCCUAACAAAUAUUACAGGAUCAAUUUAUUAUAUCAAGUGCACAGAUAUACCAAAUGAAGAAAUUACACAUGCAACACAAGAAGGUGGAAUACGUAAUUGUCAUGUGUUUCGUACAUCUGAUAAUUCUCAUAUUAUGCCACUAUCACCUUCUCUUCAAGCUACUUCUGUAAUUGGUCCUUUUACAACCUAUGGACAAAGAGGAAUUUCUGUAUCUACAAAAUUACUACGUGAUAAUUCAAUAUCAAGAGGAAACAAAGAACAAUCAAGCCAAUCAUCCUCUUUACAACAAUCACAUGUACCUGAAGAUAACAGCAGUGAUAAAAAUUCGCCUUGUAAAAAUCCACUAUUAUCAAGAGAUACAUCAGGGAAAUGUAUAGAACCAGAUGUACGUAAAACUAAUACUAUAGGAGUAAAAUUGGACGUGUUUGCUCCAGGAAAAAAAAUUAAAAUCAGAUUAAAUCCUAAUUCUUAUAUGUUCAAAAACAAAAUUUUUCGCGGUGGAAUCGCAUUUACUCUGAUAAUGGGAAUAAUGUUCACUAUUUUCCUUUUUUAUAAAUUUACUCCUUUUGGAAGAUGUUUUCAUAAAAAAGUAUCAAGGAAAAAAAGAAUUGACGAUUAUUAUGAAGAUCCCUAUAUGCGGCAGUUUAUUAUCCGCGCUCCAAAAUCGGAUAAAAGAAGAACUGGGAAUAGGGGAUUACAAUUUUCUUAUUAUACUAGGUGA